Molecule: messenger RNA, 2245 nt
Organism: Micropterus salmoides (largemouth bass)
Lineage: Eukaryota; Metazoa; Chordata; Actinopteri; Centrarchiformes; Centrarchidae
Product: vesicular inhibitory amino acid transporter-like
Exons: 2
Coding region: 480-2048 (522 amino acids)
Biological process (GO): amino acid transmembrane transport
Cellular component (GO): vacuolar membrane
Molecular function (GO): amino acid transmembrane transporter activity
Source: RefSeq, a predicted model, not a curated record
GCCGUUACACUGGCUCUCUAUGCGGACACGUGCGCGGUCCUCUCUCUCUCUCCUCUCUUUGGGUGAUGCAGUCAGAGAUUCCAGCGCUCGCGCUGUCACCAACAGGACCCCCAACUGAUAAAACUGCUUGGGAAAAAUACAAAAUUGUCUUUUUUAACGACAACCGAGGACAUAUUUUGUUUUUUGUCUCUGUUUUGGGGCAUCUCUUCGUUGAGGCAGAUGACAAGGAGAGUUUCUGAGGGUGUACUAUGGAUGAGCAAGCCAAGAAAAGCGGCUGAGGAUUUGAAACAGUUUGGGUGAAACUGUUAGGCUGCCGUUAAAAGGGAGGUUAGCGCACUUCUCGACGACAUCACAGAGGCAACAGGCAUGACUUUACAGUAGCAGUUGAAAAGCAAAUAUCAACCUGCAUGCAUCUGCCUCUCUGCUUUUUACUCGGUAAUAUAAUUUCCAGUUGAAGAACGCAUUUUAUUCGGAUAAAGAUGGCUCACCUAAUACGACACAAGCUCACCAACAAGCUGACCAAUGCGGCCCACACGGUGUCCAACAAAUCUCAGGCCAAGGUCAGCGGGGUGUUCGCCCGGAUGGGCUUCCAGGCCGCGACGGACGAGGAGGGCUUGGGUUUCGCCGAGUGCGAUGACUUGGAUUAUGACUACAGGCAAGGGAUGCAAAUGGAUGUCCUCCAGGGAGAAGAAGAAGGAGGACACACGGAGGGAGAGGGGGAGCUGGAGGGGGACAGCCACUAUCAGAGAGACGGCACCGGUCGGAGGCCCUCGUCCCUGAAGACAGGUGGAUCGCUGGAUGAGGAUAAGCCUAAAAUCACGUCAUGGGAAGCUGGCUGGAACGUCACCAACGCCAUUCAGGGCAUGUUCGUCCUCGGCCUGCCGUACGCCAUCCUCCACGGCGGCUACCUCGGCCUCUUCCUCAUUAUCUUCGCGGCUGUGGUGUGCUGCUACACCGGCAAAAUCCUCAUCGCGUGUCUGUACGAGGAGAAUGAGGACGGCAUCAAAGUGCGCGUGAGGGACUCCUACGUGGACGUCGCCAAUGCCUGCUGCGCGCCCCGCUUCCCAGCGCUGGGCGGACACGUGGUGAACGUGGCUCAGAUUAUCGAGCUGGUCAUGACCUGUAUUCUUUACGUUGUGGUCAGCGGCAACCUGAUGUACAACAGUUUCCCGGGGUUUCCCGUCUCCCAGAAAGCUUGGUCUGUGGUGGCCACCGUCGCGCUCCUGCCUUGCGCGUUCCUGAAGAACCUCAAGGCCGUGUCCAAGUUCAGCUUGCUCUGCACUCUGGCGCACUUCGUCAUCAACGUCCUCGUGAUUGCCUACUGUCUCUCCAGGGCGCGUGAGUGGGCCUGGGAGAAGGUCAAGUUUUAUAUCGAUGUAAAGAAAUUCCCCAUUUCAAUCGGCAUCAUCGUGUUCAGCUACACCUCUCAGAUCUUCCUCCCCUCCCUGGAGGGAAACAUGCAGAAGCCCAGCGAGUUCCACUGCAUGAUGGAGUGGACUCACAUCGCAGCCUGCGUCCUCAAGGGCCUCUUCGCCCUGGUGGCCUACUUGACUUGGGCAGACGCCACCAAAGAGGUCAUCACGGAUAACCUGCCUUCAACCAUCCGGGCUGUGGUGAACAUCUUCCUCGUCGCCAAAGCGCUGUUAUCUUACCCACUGCCGUUCUUUGCUGCAGUUGAAGUUAUGGAGAAAUCCUUUUUCCAGGAUGGCGGGAGAGCGUUCUUCCCGGACUGCUACGGCCCGGGUGGGCAGUUGAAAUCAUGGGGUCUGGGCCUUCGAAUUGGCCUGGUAGUCUUCACCUUGCUUAUGGCCGUCUUUGUCCCCCAUUUCGCCCUCCUCAUGGGUUUAACUGGGAGCCUCACCGGCGCUGGCCUGUGCUUCCUCUUGCCAAGCCUCUUCCACCUGAAGCUCCAGUGGAGGAAUCUCCUGUGGCACCACGUCUUCUUCGACGUUGCCAUUUUUGUUAUUGGAGGCAUAUGCGCCAUAUCUGGCUUAAUCCACUCGAUUGAAGGGCUCAUAGAGGCGUUCAAGUACAAUAUCCACGACUGAGAGCUUCAGAGGUGACCUUUAUUGAAUGAUGAUGUCCUAAAAUGCCGCACUCCGGCAGGUUGUCAUGGCGCAGACCUUAUCAAAACAUCACGUUGACCACUUGACAUAUAAGCCCAUGAGGAGGAUUAUUUGUGUGAAAUGUACAUCUUUUUAUUUUGCCUUCGUGAUAAUGUGCAAUAAUAAACUCUACAAUCAUA